Molecule: messenger RNA, 1044 nt
Organism: Durusdinium trenchii
Lineage: Eukaryota; Dinophyceae; Suessiales; Symbiodiniaceae
Source: the annotation of a GenBank genome assembly
AUGGACCGGCGCCAGCAACACGACGCUUCAGGCUCGGUCUGGAAUGCGGUGGCGUGGGCUCUCCAGGCCGCUGGCCGCGCGUUGCCCCCGGUGCCCGCGACCGUGUCGGUGGACCUGCGGAAGGAGCAUGAGGUGGUGAACUUCGUGCGACGUCGGGCGCAGGUGGGGGACUUGGAGGGUGUGCUGGCGGCCAUCGAGACCUAUGCCUCGGGGCGCAAGUGGCUGAAGGUGGCCGGUGGGCGCAAGGCUUCGCUCUUGCAGGGGAGCCUGCUGCCGGGCGACCGCAUUGUGGAGUUCGGCACGUACAUGGGCUACUCCGCGCUGUUGAUGGCCCAGCAGCUCCGAACGCUAGGCGGUGGUGGGCGCAUCCAGUCGUGCGACGUGAACGCGCUCACCUGGCCCUUCGCCAAUGAGUUGGUGCAUUGGGCCAACGUCCAAGGGGAGGUGCAGCUCCGGGUGGGCUCUGCCUGGGAUUGGUUGGCCAGUGGCCAGCUGGGGCAGAUGGAUGUGCUCCUUCUGGAUCACCGCGGCACCGUCUACCAGGAGGACCUCCGCUCGGCCGAGCCCGCGCUGCACCGGGGCGCACGGGUCCUGGCGGACAACGUGCUGCUCCCUGGGGCGCCUCUCUUCUUGGCGCAGGUGGCCGACGGCUACCACGUCACCAUCCAUGAGGUGAGUGAGUUCAUGCAGCCGGAGUUGGAGGACUGGGUGCUGGCCUGCACCCCCUCGCCCGCUGCAGCGCCGCACUCGUCUGUGGAGUACAGCGACCUCCGGGAACUCAGGCAGUGGUGCCGCGAGGUGGAUGCGAUUUGCUGGGCGUCUCGCCGGGAGGAGGUCGAUUGGAAGGGCUUCCAGGAGCAGCUCUCGCCAGCUCUCAGGUGCUGGUGCGCGCGGCAUGGCGUCGGCACGCUCCGCCGGAGUGGGGCCUUUCAGGAUCCGAGAGACUGGCCUGUGCGGCGGCUCCGUGAGGAGCUCCGGAAAAGGGGGCAGGCAGAUGCAGGUCCCAAGUCCGAGCUGGUGAAGAGGUACAUCCAAUGUGCCUGA